GUUCCCAACCUGUUUCCAUGGCAGCAAACAGGCCAAUAUGGGGGAGGCACUAUUUUUUCCCCUUUGACUUGGGUUGUGUCACGUUCAGUGAAUGGAUUGUCUGUCCCAUAUUGAAUUGUAUUGCAGCAUUUCUUUGGGGGUUUUUGUGUGAUAAGAUACAGUGUCAGUUAUUUCACAUUAGAAUGCAAACUAAACAUGACACGGUGUUUCAAUCGUUCGUCAUUGCGUUUGAGAAAUUUAUAAAGCAGCACGAGCCAUUGAUCGCUUUCCUUGUUUGUUUGUAUGGCUUCCGCAUUCAAACGAUUUUUAAAGCAAUCGACCGAAUACGGAAAGAUCGCUUUCCGCAAUCAGCUCUCCCAUGCUAAGCAACCGUCUUCACCACCAAAGAAGAUUGCGUACCUCAUUCCUCCGAUGCCUUUACUGGCAUCGACGAUCUAUCGGCAUUACACAAAGGGUCCACCUGCUGCAUCCUGGUCACUGACAUUCCACGUCUUGAUUGCUUUGAUGCGUGAUAUUAUGAAGCGAUCGUCUAAAGGCACCGUUGAGAAUCUUCAGCGAUUGACGAGAAACUACGUCACGCCACUUCCAUUCAGUAUCAGCCGUUCCGAAACUACCCUACCCAACGACUACAGAGAGCGCGCAGGAGAUAUAUUAAAGAAUCUUCUUACAGAAGACGAUAACAGACGUAUCGGAUGGGAUUGGUCUACAGACCGCACUCGAGUAUCUGAGCUUCAAGGAGAAUGGCUUACAUUUUCACAGUCAUUCUUUGACACAGACACUUCCUUUGACGCUUCCAGACAGCCCACCAUUCUCUACCUGCAUGGCGGCGCCUAUUAUAUCGGUUGUUACAGCCUUGCUCGUCAGUGGCUCUCUAGAUUGAUAAAAUUGUCGAACGCUCGCUGCUUCUCUGUCAACUAUCGCCUUGCGCCGCAACAUCCGUUUCCAGCUGCCUUGGAAGAUGCUUUGGCAGCUUACCUUUAUCUGGUGGAUCCGCCUGCGAGUGCAAAACAUGCACCGGUUGAUCCCAAGAACAUUAUCAUUACAGGGGAAUCGGCCGGUGGCGGGCUUACUGUUUCCCUGUUACUUGCUAUCCGUGACAGCGGGUUAAUCCCUCCACGCGCUGCCAUGCCUUUAUCACCUUGGGUGGACUUGACCCAUUCGCUGCCGUCCAUCACAAGUAACAUAGCGACCGACUACCUGCCACCGGUGGGAUUCAAACACAUUGACUCGCCUGCGCUGAAUUACUCUUUGCUGCCACCUCUAAAGGACGAGCAUGCCAAGGAUAAAUCGAAGCCAGAACAGGCUUGCAACAAAGAGACCGAACACGAUCCCACCAAAGACCGAAGCGAUGGGCUUGAGCGGGUACAAUUUUAUGCGGGUAAUGAUGCCUUGAAGCUGCCACUUGUGAGUCCAAUCUUCGACAAGAAGAAUCUCCACGGUCUUCCGCCUAUGCUAAUCCAAGUAGGAAAAGCCGAACGGCUUCGUGAUGAAUCCAUUUGUGCUGCUCUGAAAGCUACAAAUAUGUACCCCGGUGCGCCUUCUUCAUCCGAUAUUCCGACAAAGAUUGACCUCGAACUCUACGUUGAUCAACCUCACGUAUUCCAAAUCCUUUUGCCUACCAAGAUCGCAGUCAAAGCGAUUGAACACCUGGCUGCAUAUGUGCGAGAUGUAUUUCAAAAAUCACCCACCGAGCUUCAGCAGUCACCGAGGCUCACUAUCCAUGAAAUUGCAGCUACAGGGAAAAGUCGUGAUACAACCGAGAAGCUCAUGCGAAAAAUGACCAGCGAUACAUGGAAGGAUUGGAUUGGGCGUUUGGAUCAUCCCAACUUGAAGGACAGAAUGCGUCGAGUUGAAACUGCUUAUGAGCGUAUAUUGGAACAGCUUAAGAAAGAAAACGAACCGUAACAUAGCAUGUUAUGACCUGUAUAAAAUGAACCAUUGUAAAAUUGAUAUCUUUAACUCCUCUAAUACAUAACCACCUAUUCUUUUGCUAAAUUAUUAUGUCAAAGAGUCACGGACUUCACAAAUUAUCUAGUGCAUUACAGUGUUG
Messenger RNA from Radiomyces spectabilis, 2050 nucleotides. Its product is annotated as Alpha/Beta hydrolase protein. The coding region runs from base 283 to 1905 and encodes 540 amino acids. The transcript has 4 exons. The record is from RefSeq and is a predicted model, not a curated record. Gene Ontology annotation, molecular function: hydrolase activity. NCBI's taxonomy places the organism in Eukaryota, Fungi, Mucoromycota, Mucoromycetes, Mucorales, Radiomycetaceae.